GAUUUGCAAAUAUACGUUGGUAUUUUGUUUAGCACUUCUUGGUGCCGUCAUUACAAAAGAUCAAAUUGAUUUCAAUAACUGUGUAUUUGAUGUUUUAUCUGUCGGUAAUUUGAACAACUAUGUGGAGUGUAAAUUGAAACAUGAUUUUGGUUUCAGUAAAUUAAAGCCAGCUCUAAUUCGUCUUCAAAAAGUCUACAAGGAACCAAACAGAAAUACCGAGUUGCCACAGUGUAGCAACGUCGGUUUUACGCUCAUGGACUCUGCUGAAGAUGCAAUAUUUAAGUGGUUGUAUUGCACUUCCCAACGGCUUGGGAAGGGUCUUUCACAAUUUAUUUCAUCAAUGAUAACUGUUUGUUCUGAACAAGUCUUCGGGUUUGAGACAUCCGAAUUCUUUCAACAUCCUCCCAGUUCCACACCAAAUGAUGGAAGCUCAAAAUUGGAAAACAGAGUGGAAUUGAAAUGUCCGGACCUAAGGUGUCCGGACCUAAGGUGUCCAGACUUAAAGUGUGGAGACAUUAAAUGUCCAGAACCAGUUCAAUGCCCGGAGUGCAGUCCGAAAAUGAGCUGCGCGCCUUGCAACGUGACCCUGAUUUGCCCAAAGUGCCUAACUUACGCAAAUCCCCAACCAGUAUACCCCUAGGGGGGAAGAACUGUGAAAAAUACCAUGAUUAUUUUGAAUAGCCGUGAAUGAACAUACGAUAUUUACAUGCGUAUUUGCCAAAUAAUAUUUGUACAUUUGAUGCCUACAGAUGGCGCUCGUGUUGCUGUCAGUAUUCAACGUAUUUGCAAAUAUGCUUGUGAAUACGCUUGUGAAUACGCUUGCAAAUGAAAUGCAAAUAUUGAAAAUGCCGGUGAAUAUUCAUAGUUCUUUCCCCCUAGGUAUACCCUAUUGACCAAUAAAUCUGAUUAUCUGAAGUGAAGCAACACCACACUUUUAACUUCUCAAUAUGCUGUAAUGUAAAGUUAAAUAUACGCAAGUGACCGUUUAACUGAUAGAAUAAAAUGUAAACACAGAUAUGUAUGCAUAAAUCUGAAACAUAUCAAUAGUUGAAUAAACCUUACUUGAGCAGUCAUCAUUUUGACACCAACCGAAGCUUUCUGGUGUUUCAAUAAGACAAGCGAUCUAAUGAAUAUAUAUUUCACAAUGGCGACUGGAGUAUGUCAACGGAUUGAUUUUAGAUGUUGACGUUAGUUUCGAAGUUUCAAAUUUCAAAUGGAUAUUGUGGUUUUCUGUAAAAUGUGUGUUAAUUUGGUCCAAAAAAUGGUCAAAUAUACCUCGAAAAAAAAAAACAAGUUUAACGCAGAAAAAACCAUAUGGGUACCAUAUAAAACACCCUGCUAACUUUCAUAUAUAAAUUUUCAUGACAGCGAGUUCAGAAGCCAUUUCAGAUCACAACAUUUCGAGGUAUAUUCUUUGACCAAUAAUUCCAUUUUACCAAGACAUCAGCCCUUGAAAAGGUAUCCUGGGUCAGUUACAGUGUGAAAUGACAAAAAAAUGGUAUUUUUUUGCUUUUUUCAUAUUUAAUCCAUACGAGUCGCCAAGUUCAGUUGCAGACAUGCAAGAAAUCGUAAAGAAAUGGUCAAUUAAUGCACCUAAAAAGUAUUAAAUAGUAAUUAGCAAUUAGUAUAACUCAUGCGCUAUCUUAUUUAUUUGGUUCAAGACGUAAUUAGAGCAAGUAUGAGUCAAUAAUUAAUUAGUCAUUGAUAACAUUUGCCUCUAUGUUAACAUGAAAUAACUUUUCGUUAAACUCAAAUCGAUUAGUUAAGCCCAAAAUCGUAUUACCUUAAAAAUUGCAUGUAUUUAAAUGUUUUAAAUUAAUUCAAAUCCAACCGUUGGAGUAGUAACAUCAAAUACCAUCACGAAAUUGAUUUUUGAAAUAUUAUUAUUUUUUCAAUAGGAAAUUUUCUGGACUUCUUAGUAAAUAGACGUUGUGCGCUAUGAUGAAAUUUUCCGUUUUAAUCAUGAUAAUUGCAAGUGGUGCAUUGGCAGCUAGUGAUCCAAGCAAUGGCUGUAAUCUGAUUAAAGCUUUAAAAUUUGAAAAUGAGGCUAAGGCCAUACGUCUUCUUGAAGAGGGAGCAAAUGCAACUUAUGUGGACCAUAAUGGACGUCUUCCAAUGCAUUUGGCUGCUUUAUACGGCUAUGAAAAAGUGUUUCAUUUUCUUAUGGAAAACGGCUAUAAAUAUCAAAUUCAUGAAAAAGAUAAUUUUAAUGCAGGCAUUCCACUGAUGACAGCUGUCCGCGGAGAACAACAUAGAAUGGCGGAUUUAUUAAUACAGAGUGGAAGCGAUGUGAACACAGAAGAAAUGACAAACGUUGGAUGGAAUCCGCUUCGAAUGGCCGCAAAAGAUGGCGAUGUAAAAAUGAUCGAAUUACUCCUUGAAAAUGGUGCUGAUCUAUAUUCCACAAACGAUUUUGGAUUUACGGCACUAGAACUUGCUGAAUUAAAUAACCAUUCAAGUGCUGUAUACAUUCUUCAAGAGGCGGAAAGAAAGUCAGUAGCCCGAAAAAAAGAAUUGCCGAAAAAUAGCUGCAAUUUCUAACUGUUUUGUGGCAAAAUCCAUAUUCAUAUAACUAGGUUUUAUUGAUAUGUUAUGUCUGUAAGUAAAGGUUUAUUUUCCAUGAUGAAACCAAAUAAGUGGACUAAAAUGAGAAAAAUAGUCUUGUGACCAUAUUUUUGCACUCUUCGAGUAUUCUAUAAAUAGAAAAUGUGAAAAUCAUUGUGCUGUUAAAAAGAUCUGAAAAUACAAAAAAUAAAGCAACAAAUCCAAAAAUUAUAUUUUGAAACUUGA
Messenger RNA from Sitodiplosis mosellana (orange wheat blossom midge), 2790 nucleotides. Its product is annotated as 60 kDa lysophospholipase-like. The record is from RefSeq and is a predicted model, not a curated record. The transcript has 8 exons. NCBI's taxonomy places the organism in Eukaryota, Metazoa, Arthropoda, Insecta, Diptera, Cecidomyiidae. Gene Ontology annotation, molecular function: protein binding. The coding region runs from base 1939 to 2541 and encodes 200 amino acids.